ACUAGACUAAACCCGCAGAGCAUGGAGUUCAGACCCACUACAACAGACCCUUGUCAAGAACUUUAGAGGCCGGAAUAUGAGGUGAAGUGGUGCCUCGGCGAAAGUUGGACCAGGAACGAUGGCCGAGAAAUGUGGCGCCAUAUGACAACAGCCGCCAAGGAUGAGACCUGCGACAAUUUGGUCCUGCCUGUUCUCUCAAGAGCUUGGCUUCUGUGGGAGAUGUCUCUCGCUGGUAGAUGGCGCUGUCCGGAAGCCGUCAACAUGUAAUUCGCCAGGAGCUCACUCGUCGAUCUGGCCAGAGAUGGCUCUCCCGUCAAGUGCUCAAGAUCCUGGAUGGCUACUUGAAUGUCCAGACGUCGCACACUCCUUGUCAUCUGGACCGUUCAAGAGUCUCGGCAUUCGCUCUCGCAUACCUCUCGAACCCAUCAUACCAUUGUGGAUUACCCAAGUCUCGUGUACUUCUGUUAUCGUGAACAAACAAUGCGAGGAGUCGAAAGGGAUGUAUUCGGCGGGCGUCGUUGCCUUCGCCACUAUGCGUGGCGCGGAUGAACUCGCCAUCGGGGUUUUUGAACGGUCGCCCUAAAGAGGAUGCGCAGCGGGUGAAGAGAUAGAUCUGAAUAUAUGGCGCCGAAAAAAGUGUGGCGUGGCUCCUCCCGAACGCCCCGCGCGUAUCUGUUCGUUCGAAAUGGUCCCAGCGCCAAGGCCCCAUGCGGGAGUGAAGUUGUGG
Molecule: messenger RNA, 727 nt
Organism: Paraphaeosphaeria sporulosa
Lineage: Eukaryota; Fungi; Ascomycota; Dothideomycetes; Pleosporales; Didymosphaeriaceae
Exons: 2
Coding region: 161-583 (140 amino acids)
Source: RefSeq, a predicted model, not a curated record